GUGAAUGGACAAAUUCGACAGUGGAAGUUAGCAGGUUGAAAGACGAGCUUUUUUUUUUUUUUUUAAAAAAAAAAAAAAAAGGGAAUUAUCAAACGCCGUAACGGAGGACGUGCCAAAAAAGGCCACUGUAACGAACAGCAAAUGAGCAGAAAACUUAAUUUCCACACGCGGAUAAUUUGAGUGACUCGAGGGAUUUAGCAGGCUAUUGGGUAACCUGGCUAGCUCCAUAGAAUACAAUGAUCAGCCAGAAAGCUGCUUAGCUAGCAAGCUAGCUAGCCAGCUAGCCUAGGAAAUAGCAGGCACGUUCACUGGCUAGCUCGUGAAGCAGAAGUGCUGAUAAAGAGUAGGAUAAUGUCUGGUUAUUUAAUCUCCAGACUGUUUUGUCUUUACUGGGUGCGUGUGUGAGUUUAGCGCUGUCGAGGUGCGUAUAUCAUAAACCCCGUUUAUGAGAAAGUGGCCUAGCUAGCAAGGCUAAAUGAAUAUACAGUACAGAAGUGACUAGCUAGCUCUGUUUGCGUUAGCCGACCUCCAACACUGGCUUGCUAACAUUAGUUCGGAGCUGGAUAAUUAAAUGGCGUGAAUUUGUAAUGUUGUUGGAAAGCAGUUAGAAUUGUCCUACAGGUUUAGCUAGUCGUGGAGUUUAGUGAGGUUAGAUUAGCUAGAAUGAGGUGAUAAAACGGUGGCUAAUAUUAUUCCGGCCUAGACCUGGUGCCUCAGUACAGUGAGAUAUUAAGCCAGAUAACCAGCCGUAAUAAAUAAUGUUAAGUAAGUUUAGCAUCACUGCGUGUUUAAUGUUGCAUAUCUUUACAAAAUGGACCAGGUUUCCAGCUUUAUUCUGAAAGCUGGGGAUGCUGGAGAUCUCAGGAUUAUGAAGAAGUUGUGUUCCAUGUUUGUAUGUAGAACACAGUAGUCUUAAACCCCUGUAUAAUAUUCCUGCUCUUUUACUCUUUCAUAUCUCUGGAAAUUUCUAAAUGCGCACAAUAUAAGCAAAUCCUUUCCUUAAAGCUGGCUUGGUUCUCUGUAUUUAGGUGCAAAUGUCACUCACUUCAUGGACUGAUAGGCUUUAAUUUCACAUAUGCAAGCCUGUAAGUUCUCCUUGCUUUGAAUGUUUGUAUUUAUUGAAGCGUUUUUUGGGACAGCUGUAAAGAAACCAAACCCAGACUGGUGGUGGCUCAAAGGCAACGUUUUCAUGUGGUCAUCUUUCAAAGACCACCUUUUCCACUGUCAAAGGUCAAACAGAGAAGCAUGUGAUCAGGACUCUGUCCAUCACCACCAGUCAGUGAGAAUCGUCGGGGAACCCUUCUUUGAUAAGUUGAUGAACGUCCAGCAGUCGUCGCCAAUGGAAGUGUUAAGUCAGAGACUUUAAGGAAGGAGGGAUUUGAGCUACGUGGAGGAGGCAGCGCUGAAAAGAUGGGCUCUCAAGCACUACAGAUUUUGCGCCAGGGGGUGUGGGCUUCGCUGACCGGAGGCUGGUACGUCGACCCCCAUCAGAGCACCUUCUCCAACUGCUUCCACCUCUACCUCUGGAUAUUCCUUCUGGCCUUCCCCUUUCUUCUGUACAUGGCACUGCCACCCACUGUAGUAGUAGCUGGGGUGUACUGCGCUGUGGUGGCCGUCUUCUUCACUGCUGUAAAAGUGGUGAACUUUCGCCUGCAUGCGAUGUUUGACCUGGGAGAGAUUGUGGAGAAGAGGCAGGCCUCGCUGACCACAGACCCUCAGAGAGUGGAGGAAGGAGAUGAGGGCUCUGGAGCUCAUGAUAGCAGCCAACACAGGGGCAGUGGUGUUGGCGUGGAGAUGACUGUGUUCAGAAAGGUGAACUCAACCCCUCCAGUGCGCUGCAGCUCCCAGCAUUCCUUGUUUGGUCUGAACCAGGUGUCGGAAUUUUUACCACAACUUGAGGACCCUGGAGGCUCUAAAGACCUCAAAGAGCUGAUGCAAGAGCAGGACGGUGACGGUCUGAUCUCGACACACAGAGAGGUUCUUCGGCACAACUCUCAGGAUGCAAUCAGAGCCAGUGGUGUGGUUCAAUCCUGUCUUGCUGUGGCCAUUGCAGGGGAUUUUCCCAGUCUCAUGGGAGUGGGUGGAGUGAGGUCAGCAGGCUUUGGGAGCCUGCCCCUGCCAGACUGUCCCUCCAUUCCCCCCUCACCAUCCAGCCAGGAGGAUGGAGAAGAGAAGGAGCCGGAAGUAGCCUGCAGCAAUGUGCUGGAACAGCAGGUACAGCGAAGGCCAGAGGAGCCUCCAAUGGGUGGCUAUUCCCCACUAGGCCCUUCGGCAGAGUCUGAAAGCUUGGGCGAUGCCCCUCUCAGCCCUCUCAUCAAGAGCAGCUUGAGCGAAGAACUGAGUGAGAACCUGUUGGGCCUUGGACUUGACCCAGUGACCUUUGGACCUGGAGUAGAGCAGCCAUGCAGCCGCAGUGGUGUGGCACUGACAGCCGGAUCAACAGACAGCUGUGUGGCCACUGACCGAGAGACUUUGAGCACAGUCAGCAGCUACCGAAGUGAGAAAACAGACUCUACACAGCUUGAAAGCCCGUCGCUGGGCCAUCAGCACCAGUCGGUCCCUAUGCCCUCCUCUGCAGUUCUGGGUAAGAGUUCUUGCCAGCAACCAGAGGACCCCGCAUUCCUGGGAGGCAGCGACACAGAUGAUCUCUCAGAUAGCGAACUGCUACGGUCUCCCUCCAAAGAGCUCCACCCUGGUCAGGGCCUGGAUCGAACACUGGUGGAGGGUGAGGAUGCACCGGCACAGCUCCCAUCCCUGCAAGAUUCAUCCCCUUCUAGCAGCAGUGGCCCCUCGGAGGCCUGCAAUCAGGCUCGGGCCAUACCCAUGCCCCCUGUGCCUCCUCCACGCCAGGCUGGCUCUGUGCCCUCAGGUUUGGUGUGCUCGGAACCCGCCUUGGCUGUCACCUCUGCACCUUACCUGCUGGUUGAGCCACCUUCCCUACAGGUUCAGCAGCAGCAAGUAGUGCGGCCCAAAGACUUGAAACUUCUGCGUGCUGGUGGCAGCGUGGCCCAGCGGCCCGGGCGCAGGAAAGCACCGCGUAAACGUGGUGCUGCUGGCAGUAGCAGUUUUGACUGUGGCUCGUAUCGACGCCGUCAUCAUGGACGCAGCCAACGCAGGGACUAUGUGCCUGUGCGCAGCAGGCUAGGCGCCAAAGCUUACAGCGAGAGCUUGUUCGAGGACUCCAGUGAUGAGGACGAUGGCAGUGAUGCCAGUGCUGCCUCCAGCCUGGGUUCACAGCGGCGCUUCAGUUCAGACGACGAGGAUGAGGACGACUCAAGUUCGUCUACCUCCUGCUAUUCCCCAGAUCCUGGAAUUGCCUCUCAACCUGUCCCCAUUCCACAGCUGCCUAGCCCCAAUGAGGGGAAAGAGCCAGCUGCAGUAGGCCCCUCACACACUCGCAGUGCACAGCGCUCAGCAAGCACGGCCAGUGCCAAGACUCAUGCCAGGGUGCUCAGCAUGGAUGGUGCUGGUGGAGGCCACACCAGCACAGGAACUCUGGCUUCCACCAUUUUGCCAUUAGCAGCUGCUUCCACUCCUGCUCCACGGCCCCUUACCAUGUCAAAAUCUGACCUGGAGGCUCGCACUGGACACUCAGAGGUUUUUCCCAGGGCUCACAGGCUCGACUCACUGGGAGGCUCAUGGGCUGGAAACCAGACUGGAUGGAGGGCAGGAGAACUGCUGGAAGAAGGUGCUGUGGGAGGAGUGCUUGUCAAUAACCUGAAGAUGCUUAUUACUUUGGCCUCUGAGGAAGGAAGUAAACGGGACCCCGUAAGCAGUGUCAAGAGAACUCAAGCCAUCCGCAGAAGACAUAAUGCAGGCAGUAACCCCACUCCACCCCCUUCCACCAUGGGCUCCCCACCCAGCCUCCAAGAUCUUCAGCGGGCCCGUGCCUCAUCGCAUUCCCGUGCACGUGCCCUCCCCACAGCCCUACAGUUUGCCUCCUCCCUGCUGCUCCCCCGCAGUGGAGUGCAUGAAGCCUCCACAUUUGACGACACCUCUGAGGGAGCUGUGCACUACUUUUACGAUGAGAGUGGUAUAAAAAGAUCAUACACGUUUGGACCUGCAGGAGGAGGCUAUGAGGACCCAGUGCAGGAGCGUGAGAGACAGUCCCAGUCCUCCAGCUUUACCUCCACUGAUGUGCAGGACGUGGCUCCAGCAUUGUCCAUGCUGCAGCCUAGACCUGUGGUACUCCAGGGCAUGCAGGUGCGCAGGGUGCCCUUGGAGAUGCCUGAGUUUGACCUGGAUCAUGAGUCCCUGCAGGAAUCUCAGGAAAACACGCUGAUGAUCGAUGAGAAAACCAAGCCAAAACAGUACUACAAGUUCUGGGUGCUGCCGGGAAAGUGGCUUAGAGUGCGCUAUGACCGGCUGGCCCUUCUGGCCUUACUGGAUAGGAAUCGGCGGGUUGGCGAGAAUGUGUUUGCGGUGGUUUUGGCCAGCCUAGUGGCCUUUCUUGGCUUCUUGCUGCUGCUGCACGGCUUCUUCAGGGACAUAUGGGUCUUCCAGUUCUGCCUCGUCAUCGCCAGCUGCCAGUACUCCUUAUUGAAGAGCGUGCAGCCUGACGCAGCCUCCCCAAUGCAUGGCCAUAACUGGAUCAUCGUGUACAGCCGGCCGGUGUAUUUCUGCUUGUGCUGUAUGCUAAUCUGGGUCUUUGACCUUGCCGGCCGUUCCAGCAACCUGCAGCCUUUCUCCCUCUAUGGAGUAACCUUCUUCUCUGCCCACUUCCUGCUGUGUGCCAGAGACAUGCUCAUAGUUUUCACCCUGUGUUUUCCAGUCAUCUUCCUCUUUGGACUUCUACCUCAGGUCAACACCUUUCUCAUGUGUUUGCUGGAGCAGGUUGACAUGCACAUGUUUGGUGGAACUGCCACUACAAGCCCCCUGUCCUCACUCUACAGUCUGUUACGCAGUGUGUUAGUAGCAGCUCUGGUUUAUGGCUUUUGCCUUGGUGCUAUCAAUGCCCCAUGGGGUGAGGCUCAUGUUCCAGUGCUCUUCUCUGUAUUCUGUGGCCUCCUCCUUGCCUUAUCAUACCACUUAAGCAGGCAAAGCAGUGAUCCCACCGUCCUGUGGUCUUUGGUCCGUUCCAAAUUCUUUCCAGAGCUGGAAAGCAGGACUCCCGAGGAGCCUCCUCUGGAGAUCAAGGACCCACUGCCAGAGAAAUUGCGCAACUCUGUGAAGGAGAUUUUACACUCAGACCUGGUCAUGUGUCCCCUCAUGGCCAUUAUCAGCUUUGCCAUCAGUGCCAGUACUGUUUUCAUUGCUCUGCAGCCUGCUCUUAGUUUUGUUCUAUAUAUUCUGGCUGGGGUGGUGGGCUUCCUUACUCACUACUUACUGCCUCAGUUUCGCAAGCAGCUGCCUUGGUUCUGCCUGGCCCACCCAGUCCUCCGUUCUCGCGAGUACAGCCAGUUCGAGGUUCGGGAUGCAGCUCAGCUCAUGUGGUUUGAGAAGUUCUAUGCCUGGCUCCAGUGUGUAGAGAAGUACUUUAUUUACCCUGCUGUGGUGCUCAACUCCCUGACCACAGAGGCCCACACCAUCAGCCAGAACCCUGACAAGCCUGGCACUUAUGGCCGAGCUCUGUUCAUCUCCAUGGCUGGAAUGAAGCUGCUUCGCUCAUCCUUCUGCACCCCCUCCCAACAAUACGUCACUCUCUGCUUCACCGUCCUCUUCUUCCAGUUCGACUAUCCACGCUUCUCCGAAACCUUCCUGCUCGACUACUACUUCAUGUCCAUCCUCUUUAGCAAGCUGUGGGACCUACUGUAUAAGCUGCGUUUUGUGCUGACCUACAUUGCUCCGUGGCAGAUUACUUGGGGCUCUGCAUUUCAUGCCUUCGCCCAGCCAUUUGCUGUGCCCCACUCGGCCAUGUUGUUUGUGCAGGCUCUGUUCUCUGCCCUCUUCUCCACUCCCCUCAAUCCUGUGCUGGGCAGCGCCGUCUUUGUCACCUCCUACACACGCCCUGUCAAGUUCUGGGAGCGGGACUACAACACAAAAAGGGUGGAUCACUCUAAUACACGUCUGGCCACUCAGCUUGACCGUAACCCUGGUGCUGAUGACAACAACCUAAACUCUAUCUUUUAUGAGCACUUGACCCGCUCACUGCAGCAUUCUCUGUGUGGAGACUUGCUACUGGGCCGCUGGGGCACCUACAGCACGGGGGACUGCUUCAUCCUGGCAUCGGACUACCUCAACGCCCUUGUGCACCUCAUUGAAAUUGGCAAUGGGCUUGUCACCUUCCAGCUCAGAGGCCUGGAGUUCAGAGGUACGUAUUGUCAGCAGCGAGAAGUGGAGGCCAUCACUGAAGGUGUGGAGGAGGAUGAGGGCUGCUGCUGCUGUGAGCCAGGCCAUCUGCCCCACAUGCUGUCUUUCAACGCAGCCUUUGGCCAGCGCUGGCUCGCAUGGGAGGUUGCUGCUACCAAGUAUGUCUUGGAAGGCUACAGCAUCAGCGACAACAACGCUGCCUCCAUGCUGCAGGUGUUUGAUCUACGCAAGAUUCUGAUCACCUACUAUGUCAAGAGUAUCAUCUACUACGUGAGCCGCUCACCCAAACUGGAGGAGUGGCUGUCCAAUGAGACGGUGCAGGAGGCAUUAAGACCCUGUCUCAGUGCUUCCUACGUUGACAGUGACCCCACCUUUAACCUGAACAUUGAUGAAGACUAUGACCACCGAGCCUCUGGCAUCACCCCAGCUGCCUUCUGCGUGGUCUAUCUGGACUGGAUCCAGUACUGCAACAGCCGCAGGCAGAAGCCUGUGGACAGUGAGAGAGACUCCCCUCUGGUCACGCUCUGUUUUGGGCUUUGCAUUCUGGGCCGCAGGGCGCUUGGCACAGCGUCCCACAGCAUGUCUGCCAGCCUGGAGCCAUUCCUCUAUGGCCUCCAUGCUCUGUUCAAAGGCGAUUUCCGGAUCACGUCACCCAGGGAUGAGUGGGUGUUUGCAGACAUGGACCUUUUGAACCGGGUGGUGGCGCCUGGUGUGCGCAUGUCCCUCAAACUGCACCAGGACCACUUUACCUCUCCGGAUGAAUAUGAAGAUCCAGCUGUGCUGUAUGAUGCCAUCACUGCUAAUGAAGAGAAGAUGCUGAUCUCUCAUGAAGGAGACCCGGUUUGGCGCAGUGCCAUUCUGGCCAACAUGCCCUCACUCCUGGCCCUGCGUCAUGUCAUGGAUGAUGGCAGCGAUGAGUACAAGAUCAUCAUGCUGAACAAGCGCUUCCUCAGCUUCCGAGUCAUAAAGGUGAACAGAGAAUGUGUGCGUGGACUCUGGGCUGGGCAGCAGCAGGAGCUGGUCUUCCUGCGGAACCGAAACCCUGAGCGUGGCAGCAUCCAGAAUGCCAAGCAGGCGCUGCGCAACAUGAUCAACUCUUCCUGCGAUCAGCCUAUCGGAUACCCCAUCUACGUCUCCCCCCUCACCACCUCGUACGCUGGAGGUCACAGCCAGCUUCGGUCUGUCUGGGGAGGGCCCAUAAGCCCCCACAACAUCUACACCUGGUUCAUCAGCAGCUGGGACAGGCUACAGAAGGGCUGUGGUGCAGGCUGCAACAGUGGAGGGAAUAUCGAAGACUCUGACUGCGGUGGUGGAUCUUCCUCCAUCAGUAACAAUCCUGCAGUAUUUCCUCCACAGAGCACAGCGCCCACUGUGUCUCAGUCCCACCUUACCACUGUGCAGCCAUCAAUGGGAACUGACAAUCCUGUUGGACCGAGCUGGCCUGUUCAUUCUCAGCCCCUUCCCCUGACCCUGCUUAGCCAAUCUGAGGGCCGGAUGGACGCAGGCUUGGUAAACUCUCUCCAGCGCACUUCCUCCAUUCAGGGCCUGCUGGGUCAGCACCUGUCCAGCUCACAGCUGUCUUUCAGUGCAUCUGUGGCUGUGCCACCCACUGAGCGCUUCUGUCCAGGCAGCCUGCAGGACAGUGCCAGCCACAGAGCCUCUCAGCGGGGCAUCAGCAUGGGGCUUGGCCAUGGAAGCGGCCUGCACUAUGAUGCUAUCUAUAGCAAGUGGAGUUUGUCUGGCAGGAAAGGCUUUAAUGGGCCAGCGGCAGUGGAAGGGGACGGAGGGUUGACUCACUGCAUCCGCACUCAGGCUUUCCAGCCUGUCCCACCUGCCCCACCCCCAGACGUCAGCCCAACACUGGAUGCAGUGAGUGUUUCUGUGCCCACAGAGACCACGCCCCUUACAUCAGAUCCUCCCAGUUUACGGGAGGAGGCUACCGAACUGCCUUUACUUGAGCACCUGCGCUGAGCCUCUACAUAGACUAACAAAUAGGCCUAGACCAAGUGAAGCUGGGAUCCGGAGCCGGUCUCCUGGUGAAUACAUUCUCAUUCCAGCUGAUGAAGAGAGCUGGGAGCUUUCUGUUACUUGAGGUCAAGCUUAACCCUCAACCGCUUUUUUGCGCUUUGUGCUUUUGCAAUGAUUGAUAUUAUUUGAAGCAUUUUUUGCUUGUUCUGUAUGGGAGCACAUUAGGAAAGGGUCCUGCACAGCAAAAUAGCUUUCAGGUCACACCCCUGUAAGGCCAAACUAAAAAGCUAUAAUAGUUCUGAUCACUAUUUUGGCUUAAUGGCUCAAAAGCCAAAAAAAAAAAGCCAAGCCAGUACAAUCUAAAGAAAAUUUUUCCCAUGUAAUGGUGGGUUUGUGAAAAUUUUUAGAAACUGGAUAUGAAUCCUUUGCUUCAACAAAAAGGGAAGUCUUAUCUGUAGCAGAGACCAUUGGCUGAAAGCUCUUUCUCCCUGCAACCACCAUCCAUCCACCAGGGCUGUUGAGCACCAAAAGAGUCAGCAGGGUCUUCAUCUACACAAGAAACGGAAGAAACAUCAUUACUGUUCUACAGGCAUGGAUCUUGCUAGACACCCCCAUCCUCCUUCUCCCCACUGUUCCUGUUUAGAGUUCAUGUACAGCACUCUGGAGACAUUACUUAAAGCAAUUCAAUUAUUAAUGAAGCAUAACACUUUAAUUUCCAGUGCCCACAGAUAGCAGGUAUGUCUUGGUCGACGUUGAUAACCCACGACCACUGUGUUAGCUAGUUUCAGGGAAAAGAUGUCAAUAUAUAUGUGUACGUACUUAAGCUCAGACACUUCCCAUGACUUUUGGUGCUCUUCCCUGCAUAGUUUACAGUCCACUAAGGAGAGGACAAAAUGGAGAGCCCUGAAUGUGACCAGGGUUCAAACCUGAAGCAAAAGGAUCAACCAUUCAAACCUGUUUUAACAUCAUCACAAUGUGGGUAUAUCUUUACUCCUCUAAAUCUUUAAUAUCUAGUCCACAGUUUUGCUUGUGACCAUUUUUUUCCCCUGUCCAAGGCCUACCAAUGGUCUCUGGACUUGCUGGAGUGGGAGGGAUACAGUGCUGGCUCCCUUGCCUCUUACUGCUGUCGAUCAGCAAGCACCUGCAGUACAGCUUCUCUUACUGUGAUACUACUGCUACUGCAACAUCCCCUCUACUACUAAUGGAACUAACCAAACUACUGCUCCUUUUGACCUUUAAUCUCCAGCGUUUUAGUUGGAAGAACUUUGCAAAAACAAAUAAAGAUAUACACGUAUAAAACAAAAAAUACAUAUUUAUUUGAUUGCUGUUUGAAGGUGGAGGGUGUGGGGUUUUUUUUGUUUUGUUUUGUUUAUUGCACCUGGUUGUCACGUGCUAAUGCUAACUGGAAAGGCUGGAAAGGUAAUUCUACUCUGAUUUUAGGGACCUUUUUAGAUGUCUUCUAUCACACACUCAAUCUAGUGUCUAGUUUGCUUUAUAAUUCAACUGGAAUUAGGCCCAAGAUUGGGCAUGACUUCAUCUUCGCAUUGAAACCAUUCCCACCACAAUAGAAUAUGGUUCAGUUGGAGAAAUUCAUUCUUUCUCAUUUUGUCCCUGCUUUAUUCUUGUCUAUUGUUCUGUACAUAUAGGGCUGCACAUUUGUGACUUCUACAAAUUAGGGUAUGGGAAAUCCACCCAGUGGUUCUCGUUACGGUCAGAAAGAAUGACCACUUGUACCUAAUAGUAUAUAUUCUUAAAAAAAGCUAUUCAUAUUUCACUACACCUAGGUCAAUGUUAAAUCUACACUUCGGAAGUCAUUGAGCAUUCGCAAAAAAAAAUUGAAUUGCCAUGCUAAACGACCCAAAAGCUAAUUUCAGUAUUCUGCAGUCACACUCCGUACAACCUUUUAAAGUUUUGGGAGGUGUAAUGAAACAGUACCAAGGUCCUUAGACUUUAAAGUUUUGUUUUGUUUUUUGUUUUUUUUUUGUGGUGAUCACCACAGCAAUAUGAUGAUUUUUAAAUCCUUCAGAUCUAGAAUUUUCUUUUCAUGCAUGGUAGCACAUAGAUAUCACAAUAAAUGUUAGUGGAACACUAGGCAUAGAGUUCACUAGGUGGGCCCUUGUGGCAGCCACCUUCUUACUUUGUGGUAAUGGCAGCCUUUGCUUUAUCUUGCCCUUCUCAGGUCUUAAAUCUUUUUUUGUUUUGUUUUGUUUUUGUUUGGCGAGACCCAACUUGGUCAUUCUGUUCUCACACAUGCUUAGCAUGGGUCAUCCAAUGACCCUUUUAUCAUUUUGACUGUAACUCCUAUAGAUGAUCCCAGAUCGAUUUGGCCAGUGGCCUAAACAUUUGUAUCACCAUUAGCACCAUUUCUUUGUUUUUCUCCAUCUCUCUCAUUUUAGUGUAAUCUCUCCAAAGCUACAGGGAGUUCCUGUUCUGAUUUGGAGAAAGGCAAGCACAAGUUACUGGACAGUCCCUGGUGUCGGUAAUAAAAGGGAUUGAAUGAAUUUCUGCCGUUUAUAAACGGUAUGUUUUGUAUAUAAAAAAAAAAUAUAUAUAUAUAUAUAUAUAUAUAUAUAUAUAUAUAUAUAUAUAUAUGUAAAAGUAUAUAAAUCUAUUUUAUUAUUGGAUUACUGGUUAUUUUUCAAAGACACUAUCUUAGGGGAGCUGUACCUAAAGCGCUCUCUGACCUUUGAAUCAUGCAGUUUUGGGAAGGAAAUCAAUUAAUACUGCUUUUGCACACGUAUUGUAAAAUAGUACAACAUCCCACUUUUUUUUAAAUCACCUUUUAGUUAUGUAUGGGGUAUUGUUUUAUUUAAAAGCUGUUAUUCAAUAUUCAAAGUUGUACAGAUUUUUUUUAAUGUGAUCUUUUUUCUUCUAUUUAAAUUAAAGCUUUUUUUUGUCAUCA
Pangasianodon hypophthalmus (striped catfish) is the source of this 11119-nucleotide messenger RNA. RefSeq names its product pecanex-like protein 3. Bases 1411 to 8220 code for a protein of 2269 amino acids. The record is from RefSeq and is a predicted model, not a curated record. NCBI's taxonomy places the organism in Eukaryota, Metazoa, Chordata, Actinopteri, Siluriformes, Pangasiidae. Gene Ontology annotation, cellular component: membrane. The transcript has 35 exons.